Molecule: messenger RNA, 408 nt
Organism: Lactuca saligna
Lineage: Eukaryota; Viridiplantae; Streptophyta; Magnoliopsida; Asterales; Asteraceae
Source: the annotation of a GenBank genome assembly
AUGACGGCCUACCUUGGUAAGAAGACAUGUGCAUGUAGAGCUUGGCAAUUAACUGGUUACCCUUGUGUGUAUGCAUAUGUUGCCAUUUCAAACCUCGAUAGGGAUCCCGAGGAUUAUGUAUCACCAUGGUUGACCGCAACAAUGUUUGAUGUUGAUGUAGCAAGUGAUGGUGAUAGUGAAGUUCAAAUGGAGCCUGAUAGUGAGGUGGAGUCUUAUGAAGUUUAUUUUGAAGAGGAUAGUCAUAGAUAUGAAGAUGUAGACCAACCUGAGGUUGCAGCUGAAGCUCAAGGGCAUGAUGAAGGUGUAGUUGGAGGGAUUGAAGAAAAGGUAGAAGUUGAAUUACAGGUUGAAGCACUGGUUGAAGUUGAAGUUCAAGAUGGUGAAGACCAGGCUACAGUUGCUGUUUAA